AUGUCGCAGUUCUGGAAACCAGGGGCCGAGAAGCCUCGCCUAGUCGACGACGAAGAGGGAGGCGUCCUUUUCUUCUCUUCCCCUUCUGGGUAUGCAAAUAUUGAGAGGCAGAGGCAGAGGCUUCCCGUGUACAAGUACCGCACAUCCAUUCUCUAUUUGGUGGAGACUCACGCCACUACUAUCAUAGUUGGCGAAACGGGCAGCGGAAAAAACCACUCAAAUUCCUCAGGUUCGCUUCUUUUGCUGUGUGCUUAA
Molecule: messenger RNA, 255 nt
Organism: Prunus armeniaca (apricot)
Lineage: Eukaryota; Viridiplantae; Streptophyta; Magnoliopsida; Rosales; Rosaceae
Source: the annotation of a GenBank genome assembly